Corythoichthys intestinalis (scribbled pipefish) is the source of this 3575-nucleotide messenger RNA. RefSeq lists its product as uncharacterized. Gene Ontology annotation, biological process: oogenesis; spermatogenesis; homologous chromosome pairing at meiosis. Bases 255 to 1148 code for a protein of 297 amino acids. Gene Ontology annotation, cellular component: lateral element. NCBI's taxonomy places the organism in Eukaryota, Metazoa, Chordata, Actinopteri, Syngnathiformes, Syngnathidae. The record is from RefSeq and is a predicted model, not a curated record. The transcript has 4 exons.
GGUCAAAAUGGCGGUCGAUGACGUGACGUCAGUCAACUGCGUCGUUGCCGCCUGUUUCAUCAUGGAAACUUAAUUGCAGUCAACGAGUGAAGCGCAUUUGUUUCGUUUUCACGAGACGCCCAUAAAAAAGUUAUGAGAAGCUCCACUUCUUUUGAACAAAAAACCGUAGUAAAUAUUUGACCACCACUGUGGAGGGGAAAAAGACGUCUUUCAAUGUGGGUUAACUACCAGAAUUAGCAUCGUUAGCUCGUUGAAUGGAGAGCAGCAAAAGAUGCCAUGAAGAGUUUUUUUUGGCCAAAUUGACCGUGGCGGUGGCAGUGUCGGUGAUCAGGAGCCGGCCGGCUGGUGUCUGCAUCCGGCAACACGUCCAAUCUUUGGCUGCGAAGUUGAAACAGCGAGAGCGUACUGCAAGCCGAGCGAAGGAAGCCGGAGGUGCUCACUGUCUUCCGGUAACGGUCGGCGAAAAUACUAGUACAUCAGGUCACAACGUCCCAACGGAACUCCUCGGGCCCGUUCCGCCUCCCGCCGAGAGAUUUCCGCACUUGCUGUGCGCCCUCCAGCGAAUGGACGCGCCGUGGCCCGGGGACGUUUUGCCGGAUGCCCUGCGCGGUCUCACGGACGCCCUGGCCGAGGCCACCCGCGAAUGCCGGCUUCCCGCCGGAGCGGGCCAGCUCGCGCUAGAGGCGUGCUCUCGCGCCGCCGACCUCUCCUCCGGCAACGCGGAAGGCCUGGAGGCCUCGCUGACGGAUCUGAUCGCCGCACUGCGACGCGCCGGCCCGCGGCACCCCACGGCAGAUCUGUUGUCGGAGUGCUUGGUGGUGUUAGGGCGCAGCCGCGCGGCAAACUCCUUCCUGUUCGUCGCCGUUCUGUCCGAGGCCAGCGAGCUGGCCGAGCGAUUGUGCCACGCCGUCCAGGAAAACACCGGAGUGGCCGAUUUUCCCGCGGAUGAGUACCACAUGGCGUGGCGCCUGCUGACGAUCGCGGAGGAGCUGCCGAAAGACGCGCCGGUGGCGCGGCGACACCGCGUCAGGUUAGAACAGACGCUGCGGCAACUGGAGCGACAAAUGUUGGCGCUGUGGCAGGAAUUUCCGCUUUUGGCCGUCGCCGUGUGGAGAAUGGUCACAGACCUUUGGCCGUCCGACACGUGAAAGCCAAACGUGUUGAUAGAUCACAUGACAACAAGUAGACUAUAAUAUUUACUAUAAUAUUUCCAUGCAGACCAAAUCUUGAUUCUGCCUAUUAAAAAAAACUCAAAUAUAGCAUUGAAUUUUGAAAUAAAAAGUAUCUUGUUCAGAAGCGAACAUCCAUUUGGUCCAUGGGCGCUGGAAGUUAUGCACAGAAGGUGGUGCUGAAGAUCGUUUUUAGUUUCCAAAAACGGCCGUUUCUGUCCAGAUUUGACAUGCUCGUACAUUUUCUUCAUACAAGGCGUGCACAAUGGCAGUAAACACGCAUGCCGGAUCGUUGACGUACAGUGCUGGCCAAAAGUAUUGGCACCGCUGCAAUUCUGUCAGACAUUGCUCAAUUUCUCCCACAAAAUGAUUGCAAUUACAAAUCCUUUGGUGGAAAUAUCUUCAUUUAUUUUGCUUGCAACGAAAAAAAAAAAAAAACACAAAAGAGAAUGGAAAAACAAUGAAAUCAGAAUCAUUUUACACAAGACUCCAAAAAUGGGCCGGACAAAAGUAUUGGCACCCUUUGAAAAAUUACAUGAUGCUUCUCUAAUUUGUAUAAUUAACAGCACCUGUUAUUUAACAGUGGCACAUAAUAGGUAAUGACAAUAACUAACUUGCAGCCAGUUAAAAUGGAUUAAAGCUGACUCAACCUCUGUCCUGUGUCCUUGUUUGUACCACACUGAGCAUGGAGAAAAGAAAAAAGAUCAAAUAACUGUCUGAGUUUAGAAGCAAAAUUGUGACGAAACAUGGGCAAUCUCAAGGCUACAAGUCCAGCUCCAAAGACCUGAAUGUUCCUGUGUCUACCGUGUGCAGUGUCAUCAAUAAUUGUAAAGCCCACGACACUGUGGCUAACCUCCUUCGAUGUGAAUGUAAAAGAAAAAUUGACAAGAUUUCAACAAAAGAUCGUUUGGAUGGUGGAUAAAGAACCACGACUAACAGCCAAACAAAUUCAAGCUGUCCCGCAGUCCGAGGGUACAACAGUAUCAAGCCGUACUAUCCGUCGGCGUCUGAAUGAAAAGGGACUCUAUGGUAGGCAAUAACAUAAUUAUUAAAUAUUUGCUUUUACCAAUGAAGGCUCACAAUAAAGUAUUGAUUGCUAUAAUACAGUAAGAGACAUUUUUGGAAUUGAUAACUAUAGACAUGUUUAGCUCUUGAUAAUACUGCCUUGUCAUUCUGACCGAUUUAAACCGGCCUAGGUUCCACAGGUCAACUUUGAGGACAAGCCACAGACAUUGGGUAACCAAACUAGAACAUUUAGGAAAUCGUAUUUUUGCAUUUUAUUCCUUGCCAAAUGCUGUUGCUUCAUGAAAUGUAUUUCAGGAGAUAAUUCUUAUAUAUUUGCUGAAAUCAAUUGCUGCUCGCAAUGAAGAAAUGCUUCUGCUUAUUGUUGCUUACAAAGAAGGAAUGUUUUGAAGACUUGAAGAGGCCUCUUGUUCAAGGACAGAGCCAAAAGAUGCAGCUUUGCUUUUCUGAAAUGUGCUGACACACAUGUAUAUAAUUCCACCUACAUGCACACACAUAGCCAAACAAUUACAAGGGGUGUCACUAGCUUGCUUCCACUUCCCCUUUUAGGGCAAGACACCUGUCUGUUGCUAGGGCUAUCCCAAAUAAUAAGCGAGGUGGAGGGGGGCUGGUUAGAACGAUUGCGGAAGCUGUAUUUUGUAAUCCAUUGUAUAGCUUCCUCCUUCUCCUUGCAAGCUUUUCAACUAAAUUGAGUGCGUUCUUAUUUUGGGUAAUAUUAUAAAUGUCUACCUAAGGAUUCAUAUUUGAACUUGACAGUAGGAUACCCAGGAAGACCCCACUUCUGACCCAGAGACAUACAAAAGCCAGUUUUGCUAAAACUUACCUGAGAAAGCCAAAAAUGUUUUGGAUGAAUGUUCUCUGGUCAGAUGAGACAAAAGUAGAGGUUUUUGGGAAAAGGCAUCAACAUGGAGUUUACAGGGAAAAUCCGAGGCCUUCAAAGAAAAGAACACGGUCCACACAGUCAAACAUAGUGGAGGUUCCCUGAUGUUUUGGGGUUGCUUUGCUAACUCUGGCACUGGACUGCUUGACUGUGUGCAUGGCAUUAUGAAGUCUGAAGACUACCAACAAAUUUUGCAGGGCCCAGUGUGAGAAAGCUGUGUCUCCCUUAGAGGUCAUGGGUCUUCCAGCAGGACAAUGACCCAAAAUACACUUCAAAACGCACUAGAAAAUUGCUUGAUAGAAAGCACUGGAGACUUCUAAAGUAGCCAGCAAUGUGUCCAGACUUAAAUCUCAUAGAACACCAGUGGAGAGAUCUGAAAAUGGCACCCUUCAAAUCUCAAAGACCUGGAGCAGUUGGCCAAUGAAGACAUUCUCUUUUGGGUUUUUUCACUGCAAGCAAAAUAAAUGAAGAUAUUACUACUAAAGCAUUUGUAAAUGCAAUCA